GUGGUUCUUCAACACAUGCCAAAACCGUUCCUCACAACCUGUGGUACCAGAGCAUCUUGGGUGUGUGACGAUGGAAGAGUUGGAUGCCUUGUUGGAGGAACUGGAAUACUCCACCCUCCAGGAGAGUGAUGAAUACUCCAACACAGCUUCUCCUGCCCUGGAUCAGCGUUCCAGAAAGAAGAGUAACCAUGCUGAGACCUCAAGUGCCCCUUCCAUUCCGGAUGACUCAAGUCCCUUUCCGGUGCAGCUCGUGUAUACUACCAAAAUCCAGGAGCCCCAUGUCCACAGUGAGGUCCAGGAGCCAAAGGAAUCACCACCACCUCCUAAAACCUCAGCAGCUAUGCAGUUGGAGGAGCUGAUGGCCCACCUGUGUGAAAUGCAGACCCAGGUUACAGUGAAAGCAGAUACAAGCAAGAAACACUUACCAGACAAACAGGAUCACAAGGCCUCCCUGGACUCAAUGCUGGGGGGUUUGGAGCAGGAACUGCAGAACCUUGGAAUUGCGACAGUGCCCAAGGGCCAUUGUGUUUCCUGCUGGAAACCGAUUGCUGGAAAGGUGAUCCAUGCUCUAGGGCAAGCAUGGCAUCCGGAGCACUUCGUCUGUGCUCACUGCAAAAAGGAGAUUGGCUCCAGUCCCUUCUUUGAGCGGAGUGGCUUGGCCUACUGCCCCAAGGACUACCACAACCUUUUUUCUCCACGCUGUGCUUACUGUGCUGCUCCCAUCCUGGAUAAAGUGUUGACGGCCAUGAACCAAACCUGGCACCCAGGGCACUUCUUCUGUGCUCACUGUGGAGAGGUGUUUGGUGAAGAAGGCUUUCAUGAGAAGGACAAGAAGCCGUAUUGCCGGAAGGAUUUCUUAGCCAUGUUCUCACCCAAGUGUGGUGGCUGCAACCGCCCAGUGUUGGAAAACUACCUUUCAGCCAUGGACACUGUCUGGCACCCAGAGUGCUUUGUCUGUGGGGACUGCUUUAGCAGUUUUUCUACUGGCUCCUUCUUUGAACUGGAUGGACGUCCCUUCUGUGAACUCCACUACCAUCACCGCCGAGGAACCCUUUGCCACGGAUGUGGGCAGCCCAUCACUGGUCGCUGCAUCAGUGCCAUGGGCUACAAGUUCCAUCCUGAGCACUUUGUAUGUGCUUUCUGCCUGACGCAGCUGUCGAAGGGAAUCUUCAGAGAGCAGAAUGACAAGACCUACUGUCAACCCUGCUUCAAUAAGCUCUUCCCACUGUAAUCUCAGCUAUACCUACACCCUCUUCUGAUUUGCUAUAAAAUUUAAACCAAGAGAGGAUAGAGUACAUUUGUACUUACUGACCUUCUGCUGAAUAGGCUUACAG
This is a messenger RNA of Lipotes vexillifer (Yangtze River dolphin), 1334 nucleotides long. RefSeq names its product leupaxin (gene LPXN). The record is from RefSeq and is a predicted model, not a curated record. The transcript is spliced from 9 exons. Gene Ontology annotation, biological process: endothelial cell migration; negative regulation of B cell receptor signaling pathway; transforming growth factor beta receptor signaling pathway. NCBI's taxonomy places the organism in Eukaryota, Metazoa, Chordata, Mammalia, Artiodactyla, Lipotidae. Bases 71 to 1231 code for a protein of 386 amino acids.